AUGGAAGAGAAAGAAAGCCAUGAUUAUGAACGUGACUGCCUGAGUGAUCUCCCUGAGGAUAUCCUUGCAUCGAUCCUCUCUUUGUUACCAACGAAACAAACAGUUGCAACUACAGUUCUGUCCAAGAGGUGGAGAUACAUUCUUCAACCGAACGCUUUUCUGGUACAACUGAUUGAUAGAGGCAUCCGAGAGUUCUCAAUUUUCAACAAAAGCAUUGGCUUCUAUGAACUCCCAUCUCAGGCUUUCUUUUGUCUGACACUGGAGAUCCUAGAGCUCAAAAAAUGCACCUUAUCACUCCACCCACUGCCUUCGACCUUAAAUCACUUAACCAACAUCAAGAAUCUCAUCCUCAUCAGGGUUUAUAUCAGCAACUAUCAGUUCAAACAGUUAACUUCUAGUUGCAGGCUCCUGGAGAGCUUGAAGGUUGAUGGCUGCGUAGGUGUGAGUCAUUGUAUGAUAUGUGCACCAACAUCACUGACAUUGGAGAAGGAAGGAAUUGACUACACUGAUAUUUUUGCUCCUGUGGUGAAGCUCAAUACUAUCAGGACAAUGAUGAGUAUUGUAGCUAUUGAAGAUCUUCAUCUCGAGCAGUUGGACGUGAAGACGAUAUUUCUUUAUGGAUAUCUAGAAGAGGAGAUAUACAUGUGCAGAUAUGGAGGAUAUCAGGAGUUUGAAGCAGCAGUUAUCAAAGAAGUUUGA
Asparagus officinalis (garden asparagus) is the source of this 699-nucleotide messenger RNA. RefSeq names its product FBD-associated F-box protein At4g10400-like. The transcript has 4 exons. The coding region runs from base 1 to 699 and encodes 232 amino acids. The record is from RefSeq and is a predicted model, not a curated record. Lineage: Eukaryota; Viridiplantae; Streptophyta; Magnoliopsida; Asparagales; Asparagaceae. Gene Ontology annotation, molecular function: protein binding.